Messenger RNA from Anthonomus grandis grandis, 3110 nucleotides. RefSeq names its product ubiquitin carboxyl-terminal hydrolase 36 (gene scny). The record is from RefSeq and is a predicted model, not a curated record. Gene Ontology annotation, cellular component: cytosol; nucleus. The transcript has 11 exons. NCBI's taxonomy places the organism in Eukaryota, Metazoa, Arthropoda, Insecta, Coleoptera, Curculionidae. Gene Ontology annotation, biological process: protein deubiquitination; regulation of apoptotic process. Bases 425 to 2734 code for a protein of 769 amino acids. Gene Ontology annotation, molecular function: cysteine-type endopeptidase activity; cysteine-type deubiquitinase activity.
AAUAGCCGAAAAUCCUUGAAAGCUUUUGGUGUGUGCUUGUGUUCAUGUUCUGUAAUUUUACGCGAAAAUAGGAAAAAAUCUAUGUGGAAUUCAUUAGUUUGUGUGGUAAAAGAUCACCUAAGGCAUUGUUAGUGUUUAGAAAUUAGAUGCAACGCAGGAAAUACCAUGGAACGGUAAAACAAGAGCAUCGGCCGAAAACAAUACGGCGAGGAGCAAAUUUCCCUGACAACUUUAAAGGAAAUACGUUGAUUAACAUGUGGCAAUGAGGCACGUUGAAGUGUAUGUAAAGAACUUUUGAGGUUAAGCGGUGGACUUUACCAACAACGUUGCCAGACCUGACCUACAUUUCCUGUAACUCGGGAAAAGUUUACUACUGGCAAACUCUAGGCGGUUUUUUUCAGUGUCAAUUAAUAAUUAAUUUCCAAUGAAAAUGCCGGCGUCUACUGUAGACGUUGUGGGAGCUGCCUUGAAAGCUUCCCUGUCGAAAAACGAAGAAAGUUCCAAUUUAGAUGCACAGCUGGCAGGAAGUACUAAAAAAGCCCUUCUGUCUAAUACUGAAUAUGAACCAGCAGAAAGCUAUCAGAGCUCCGUUUUAGAUGUGUUGAAGUCUAAAUAUAUUGUCCUUAAAAGCCCCCAGUCACAACAAAAUCCUACACCUCCUGAACAAGAAACUCGAUCUGAUGACACCUUGAAACUAGCUAAACAGGAGUUGUACCCAUUGGACAAAAUACAGCUUGGCUGGUCUAGCACGGGAGACUGGUCUGUAGGGGCAGGAAUGGUCAAUAUGGGAAACACUUGUUACCUAAAUUCUACCCUACAAGCUCUCUUCCAUGUCCCUUCAUUAGUUAAUUGGCUUAUGUCUGAUAAAGAACAUGCCUUAAAAUGCCAGGAUAAUGGAACUUGCAUAAUUUGCGCUAUGAGAAAAACCCUUCAAGAAUCCCAACAGAGGAACAUAAGUUCCAUUAGGCCUAUUUUGAUUUAUAAUAAAUUAAGGCUUGUGUGUCGAAAUUUGAUUCCUGGACGGCAGGAGGAUGCUCAUGAGUUUCUUAGGUACCUUGUAGAAGCCAUGGAAAAGUCUUUUCUGCAGAGGUUUAAAAAUAAUAAUAUGUUUGAUUCAAAAGUGAAGGAAACUACUCCACUUAAUCAAAUCCUAGGAGGUUAUUUAAGGUCAGCAGUACGGUGUUUGAGGUGUGGACACGUCAGCACCACCUUUCAGCAUUUCCAAGACUUAUUAUUAGAUGUAAGAAAAGCUCAGACUUUGGAGGAGGCGCUAGAACUUUACUUUAGCAGGGAAAAACUGGAUGAUGAGAGCUAUCAUUGUGAAGCUUGUCAAAAAAAGGUUCCAGCAACAAAACAGUUUCAGUUAGAACGAGCACCCAUGGUCUUAUGUAUUCAACUAAAAAGGUUUUCUGUUAGUAAUAAUAAAAUUACUAAACACAUUGCCUUUAGGCAAAGAUUGGAUCUUAGUCAUUAUGCUAGGCAAAAACCAAAUGUGCCUCUUGUAUACAGAUUGGUUGCCUUGGUCACCCAUAUGGGUCCCACAGUUAGUUGUGGUCAUUACACUGCCGUAGCUCAAGCACCUUCUGGUAAUUUUUACCAGUUUGAUGAUAGUAUGGUCAGGCCAAUAUCCCACCAAACAGUCUUCAACACGAACGCGUACAUAAUGCUCUACGAGCUCGAGCCUUCGUCUCUAGUCCCGAAACAAUCCGUCCAAGCGAGCCAGAGAAGCAAAGCGAGCAGUACCAUUACGGAACCGCGACCUUCCAUAACCAAAUCACCUCUUAUAAGCCCUUCGACCCCCUCCACGUCGAGAACAGCGGAAAAAAUGGUGCCGUCGUCCCCUGAAAGUUUGCCUAGUCCAAAGAGCGGCGCUCCCGUAACUCCCAAGUUGCCCUUAGGUGUCGGGUUCACUAGCGAAAAAGUUUACGGGCCCGAGUUGCCGCCGAGUAGAAACACCGGUAAUGUCUCGUCGAGUAACGGCAAGACCGCGAAGGUGGUUAGUAGUUCGUCGUCGAUAUCGCCCAAACUUACGGAUGAAUCGAGUACGGAGUCCAGUGAGGAGGAGGAAUCAAGUAAACCUACUCCCACACCCUCCUCACCGCCAACAAAAGAAGCAGAUAGUUCCACCGUAGUCGAGGAUGAUCCCUUGCGAAUCGAUCAUCACACAUCUCCGGAAGCGUCUCCAACUGCCUCUUCGGUUGUCUCGACGAGCGUCUCCAGUAUGUCCAGUCCCGAAGUGCUGAUUUCUAGGAAAAACAACUCACCCUCGAAGAGUCUGGUACCUUACGAGACGGGAGAUACUAGCGGGAGCGAGGACUCGAACCAUUCGGACACUAAUAAUCGGGUAACAACUAAAGCAACAUUCGGGGACUGGCAGGUUACCUCUUCGACUGACGUAGCGACUACACAAAAAGAGGUCGAGACGCCUAAAAGUUUGCAGUGGGAUAAAAAGAAAAUCGACUCGGGAAAUGUGGUAAAUGAACUAUUCAAAAUGUCUACUUCCGGCUAUUCUGCACCGGUUUCUACAUGGAACGGAACUAGGUCACAACUAGACAAGGAAGUAAACGAGGAAAAACGUAUGGAGCGUAAGCGUAGUUUAGCAGACAGUUCCGUCGAUCAGGGCCGAACAAAACAUCCAAAAGUCAACUCGAACUACAACAAAUCAAAAUCGAACCCUGGUUAUAAUCCCGUUCAGGUCGGAAUACCACAAUAUGAAAAAUUGGAACAACAGUAACGGAUCUGGCAACGGAUACCAUCACAAACCUUACUAUCACAAUAACAACAGACACAAACGAAACUUCCACAACAAGGGCGGAGGAUUCCAUAAAAACGGCUACAGAUUUCGGUAAUAUCGCACGUUUGUUUUGUUUGCUCCAGUUGUUCGUUUUUUAAGCAAUAUGGUCCUUUCCUAUUUUAAAUAAGAAGAAUUUGUAAUAAAAACCUGUAAAAUAGCUUUCUUGGCUUGAAUAAAUUUUACUUUUAAAUUAAGGUAGAAAAAAAGAUGUAUAACUUUUAUUUAAAUCGAACGGUAAUAUUACCACGCGCGGAAUCGGCUUCAAAAUUGAAAUUAUUAUUUAGCUGUAUAUAUAAUAAAGUGGUAUUACUGUAAA